Paramecium sonneborni is the source of this 1681-nucleotide messenger RNA. The record is from the annotation of a GenBank genome assembly. NCBI's taxonomy places the organism in Eukaryota, Ciliophora, Oligohymenophorea, Peniculida, Parameciidae.
AUGUUAGAUAUUAUUCAUAAAAAAGUAAAGUUGGAUAUUGAAUAAAUCUAUAUUGACAAACCCUCUACAAAUACAAAUAAUUAAAGAGAAAAUGAAUCUUAAUCAACUAAAUUGUAUUAAGAUGUAAUUAAUGAUCUUCCAAUUUCAGGAGAAUGUGAUUAGUCACUCUCUUUAGAUUAAGAAAUCAUAAAUUUACUAAAGUAUUCUUAAUAUUAUGGAAUGCAAAUACUAUCUAAAGUUGUUGACUCUUCAAUUCUUAUUGAAAAACUCAGACUUAAGCAGUUGUAAUUAAAAAAAGAAUUGAUGAUCUAUUUCUUAUAAAAUGUUAGAAAUCAGUCCCUAUUUUUACAUGAUUUAAUUUAUUUGGAAGCAGCUAAUCUAGAUAAAGAUAUUAGAUUAGCUGCAAUAGAAUGUAUGAGCAGACUUAAAAUCAAUGAUGAUUAAGAAAUCCUCAAUUUAAUUAGGAAACCUAAAGAUAGUUUAGAUUUAUUAUAAAAUCACUCAAAAGGACUUCUUAUAUCUAUUCUAGAAGAUUAAUAUUAUAUUAUAAGAAUUAAUGCUAUAAGGGCCAUUAUGAAUUUUAAUAAAUAAUCAACCAUUUUUGCUAAUCAUGUUUUAGAAAUAUUAAUUAAUAUGCUUAAUGAUGAAAGUGAUUUAGUUAGAAUAGAAGCUAUCUAAGUCUUAUUAAAUUAUUCUAAAAUUGAAUUCAACAGAGCAGAUUCAAAUGCAAUUAAAUUUAAUUUGAAUGAAUAAAAUUUUAAUUUAAGAAAAGCAAUCUAUGAUCUAAUUGGAUAAUCAAUUUUUCCAGAAACUUUACAUGAUAUUUUUGAAUCAAGUAAUUAUUUCUAAAUUUUAUUUAGUCUGUUUAAAUCUUUCAAAGUUUCCAUAAGACUUUAUUUAUAUUGCAAAUUCCAUCAGACAAUUAGCCCUCAAAAAUCCUAAUGUUUUGCAAAUACCAGAUAUUAUUAAAAAAGAAAGACUUACAUAAGAACCUAAUAUUUAUUCAGAGUCUUAAGAAUAUAUUGUAAGAAUGAUCUAUGCUUAUCAUACAACUAGAAAAGAUACUGAUCCAUUCUAUUUUUCAAAACAUUUUGCUUAUUUUUCUGAUAAAUAUCCAGAUUUAUUUUAAUCUAAUAAAGUUACUCCAGAAGAAUUUUAUGCUUUCAAAUUGUACAAUGAAUAUUAGCAAUUAAUGAAAGAAGUCUUUAAUUCACUUAAAAUUUAUAGAUUACAAGAAUGUAAAACAAUUUAUUCAGAAUUAUGUGCUAAAUUUUAAUUUGAUUAAUCAAUUAUACCUCCUCCUCCUUUAGAAUAUAAUCAUGAAUUUAGACUCCCUAAUUGGGAAAUUACUAAAUUUUAAAGUAGAUCAUUUAAAUUUAUAUUACCACUUGAAGGUACUAAUUUUAGAGUAUUUCCUGAAUUUCCAUUAACUUUUAUUAUCUAAGGAGAAUUCAAUAAUUUGAAAAUGCCUAUUUCUAAAAAUUAUGCUAUCUAACUAUAAUUUAUGGAUGGAACAAGUGAACUUAAUAAGAUUUCAACUAUUGAAGAUAAUAUAAUUAAAGCUACUUUAGAAAUGUAAAGAAAAGUACAAGAUUUUUCAUAACCAGCUAAAAUAUUAUUUGUUCAAUUAACAGAUGGAUUACAAUUAGGCAAUCCUAUAAAUAUUUAUCUAUAAAUCUGA